Molecule: messenger RNA, 387 nt
Organism: Penicillium lagena
Lineage: Eukaryota; Fungi; Ascomycota; Eurotiomycetes; Eurotiales; Aspergillaceae
Exons: 1
Coding region: 1-387 (128 amino acids)
Source: RefSeq, a predicted model, not a curated record
AUGGCUCCUAAUACGGAGAUAAUUGGAAUAGUUCAAGAACUUGAGACGUAUCUCCAGCUGGUCAAGUAUCAUCCGGAUGAAACUUCCGAGACUCGCGGACAGAGGCGCCAUCUGGAGGAAGAGCUUGCGACUGCUCCUCUCUUCUCGUCUCUCAUUCGCUUCACGCUCUAUAACAAGAGCCAGGGAAAUGCAAAGAAGGCUGAAUACUAUCAGCAGUAUGGCUUGCUGGGCGUUCGGGUCUCCGUUCAUCCGAUUCUCUGCCUCGAGAAUCACCUCGUUUACACCAACAUCGUUGCUCCGUGGUCUGCAUUUGUCUGUUGGCAGUCAGAGCAGCGGUUAGAGUCAUACCAUCUCUGUGCUUUUGAAGUUCUCCCGUGGGCAAGCUGA